AUGACGAAGCAUAUUGUACCAAAGUCUUCAGUCGAGCAUACUGUCAUAGAGUCUCCAGCAGAUCAUACUUUACUAGAAUGUUCAGUGGAGCAUACUGUACAAGAGUCUCCAGCAAAACUUACAGUAGUCACCAGUGAAGCAUACAGAACUCAAGUCUGUAAUAUUCUAGAGCCUCCAGCGAAUCAUACUUUACUAGACUUUAGAGCAGUGCAUAAUGUUUCAGAGUCACCAUCGAAGCAUACAGUGCUAGAGUCUCCAGCGGAGCAUAAUAUACUAGAGUCCCCAGCGAAGUAUACUGUAUUAGAGUCUCCAGCGGAGCAAACUGUACUAGAGUCUCCAGUGGAGCAUAAUAUACUAGAGUCCCCAGCGAAGUAUACUGUAUUAGAGUCUCCAGCGGAGCAUACUGUACUAGAGUCUCCAGCGGAGCAUACUGUAUUAGAGUCUCCAGCGGAGCAUACUGGACUAGAGUCUCCAGCGGAGUAUACUGUACUAGAGUCUCCAGUGAAGCAUAAUAUACUAGAGUCCCCAGCGAAGUAUGCUGUAUUAGAGUCCCCCGCGAAGUAUACUGUAUUAGAGUCUCCAGCGGAGCAUACUGUACUAGAGUCUCCAGCGGAGCAUACUGUACUAGAGUCUCCAGCGGAGCAUAAUAUACUAGAGUCCCCAGCGAAGUAUACUGUAUUAGAGUCUCCAGCGAAGCAUACUGUACUAGAGUCUCCAGCGGAGCAUAAUAUACUAGAGUCCCCAGCGAAGUAUACUGUAUUAGAGUCUCCAGCGGAGCAUACUGUAUUAGAGUCUCCAGCGGAGCAUACUGUACUAGAGUCUCCGGUGGAGCAUAAUAUACUAGAGUCCCCAGCGAAGUAUACUGUAUUAGAGUCUCCAGCGGAGCAUACUGUAUUAGAGUCUCCGGCGGAGCAUACUGUACUAGAGUCUCCAGCGAAGUAUAAUAUACUAGAGUGUCUAGCGGGGCAUACUGUACUAGAGUCUCCAGCGAAGCAUACUGUAUUAGAGUCUCCAGCGGAGCAUACUGGACUAGAGUCUCCAGCGGAGUAUACUGUACUAGAGUCUCCAGCGGAGCAUAAUAUACUAGAGUCCCCGGCGAAGUAUACUGUAUUAGAGUCUCCAGCGGAGCAUACUGUACUAGAGUCUCCAUCGGAGCAUAAUAUACUAGAGUCCCCAGCGAAGUAUACUGUAUUAGAGUCUCCAGCGGAGCAUACUGUAUUAGAGUCUCCAGCGGAGCAUACUGUACUAGAGUCUCCAGUGGAGCAUAAUAUACUAGAGUCCCCAGCGAAGUAUGCUGUAUUAGAGUCCCCCGCGAAGUAUACUGUAUUAGAGUCUCCAGCGGAGCAUACUGUACUAGAGUCUCCAGCGGAGCAUACUGUACUAGAGUCUCCAGCGGAGCAUAAUAUACUAGAGUCCCCGGCGAAGUAUACUGUAUUAGAGUCUCCAGCGGAGCAUACUGUACUAAAGUCUCCAGCGGAGCAUAAUAUACUAGAGUCCCCAGCGAAGUAUACUGUAUUAGAGUCUCCAGCGGAGUAUACUGUAUUAGAGUCUCCAGCGGAGCAUACUGUACUAGAGUCUCCAGUGGAGCAUAAUAUACUAGAGUCCCCAGCGAAGUAUACUUUAUUAGAGUCUCCAGCGGAGCAUACUGUAUUAGAGUCUCCGGCGGAGCAUACUGUACUAGAGUCUCCAGCGGAGCAUACUGUAUUAGAGUCUCCAGCGGAGCAUACUGUAUUAGAGUCUCCAGCGGAGCAUACUGUACUAGAGUCUCCAGCGGAGUAUACUGUACUAGAGUCUUCAGCGGAGCAUAAUAUACUAGAGUCCCCAGCGAAGUAUACUGUAUUAGAGUCUCCAGCGGAGCAUACUGUACUAGAGUCUCCGGCGGAGCAUAAUAUACUAGAGUCCCCAGCGGAGCAUACUGUAUUAGAGUCUCCAGCGGAGCAUACUGUACUAGAGUCUCCAGUGGAGCAUAAUAUACUAGAGUCCCCAGCGGAGUAUGCUGUAUUAGAGUCUCCAGCGAAGCAUACUGUACUAGAGUCUCCAGCGGAGCAUAAUAUACUAGAGUUUCCUGCUGAGCAUAUUAUGCUAGAGUGUCCAGCGAAGCAUAAUAUACUAGAGUGUCCAGGGAAGCAAAAUAUACUAGAGUCUCCAGCGAAACAUAAUAUACUAGAGUGUCAAGCGAAGCAUACAGUUCAAGAGUCUCAAACGGAGCAAACUGAACUAGAGUCUCCAUCGAAGCAUACUAUACUACUAGAGUCUCAAGCGGAACAUACAGUACUAGAGUCUCAAGCAAAGCAUACAGUACUAGAGUCUCAAGUGGAGCAUACUGUACUAAAGUCUCGAGCAAAGCAUACAGUACUGGAGUCUCAAGUGGAGCAUGCAGUACUAGAGUCUCAAGCGGAGCAUACUGUACUAGAGUCUCGAGCGAAGCAUUCAUUACUAGAGUCGCAAGCGGAGCAUACUGUACUAAAGUUUCCAGCGAAUCAUGCUGUACUAGAGUCUCGAGCAGUGCAUAAUAUUUCAGAGUCUCCGGCAUACACCGAAGCAUACACUACUAGAGUCUCAAGCGGAGCAUACAGUGCUAGAGUCUCAAGCGGAGCAUAA
Mercenaria mercenaria is the source of this 2601-nucleotide messenger RNA. Its product is annotated as paternally-expressed gene 3 protein-like. NCBI's taxonomy places the organism in Eukaryota, Metazoa, Mollusca, Bivalvia, Venerida, Veneridae. The record is from RefSeq and is a predicted model, not a curated record. Bases 1 to 2601 code for a protein of 866 amino acids. The transcript is spliced from 2 exons.